UGGGAGUUCAUUCAACUCUGCUCCUUUAUUCAGAGGUUUGACCAUCUGUUUUUGAAAGCAACCCUUCGAACAUAGAGCAUUUCGAUUGGAGGAGAAUCACAUUUAUGCUCUCUAUUUCCAUAUCGAAAAAUUUUCCAAGUUGACGUUGAAUGGCGACUAAAUAAAGUGGUUCACUUAAUCCGAUCAAUUUGGUGUACCACGAGGAAAAUGACAGUGGUCGUGUAAUUUACAUAGUCUAAAGUACAAACAAACUGUGUAGUGAAUAAUUAUGUGACUGAAUGUAAAGGGGUACCAUAAAAAAAAGAUGUUUCAUUACGAAUAUGAGAAACGGCUGUUGAAGUCAAACAGUGAGAGCCAUAUAGAUAGUCUGGCUGGUUCUGGACUCCAUUCAUCGGCAUAUUUUUCGCCAAGUAAAAUGAUGAAUAAUAGUUUCGAUCGGUUCAUACCAACACGAUCAGGCAAUAAUUGGCAGACAACUUUUUCAAUGAUAUCAGAGAAUAGUCGAAAUGGUAUAGUCACGAAAAAAACUCGCGAAAAUGGGGAAAGCAAUCGCGAUGGAAUUGCUUACUCGUGUUUACUGAAAAAUGAAUUACUUGGAGCAAGUAUAGAAGAUGUUAAAGGACAAUGCGAAGAGCGAAGAAUCUUAUCACCAUUAGUUACCAAAAAUCUCUUCAAGUAUGUUACACCCACGAAAGACCACACAUUACUUGAUCAGAGUUCACCUUAUUCAUUAUCACCAUUAAGUUCUAAAAGUCAGAAGCUCCUGAGGUCACCAAGAAAGGCAACAAGAAAGAUUUCCAGAAUACCUUUCAAAGUGCUUGAUGCACCAGAACUGCAAGAUGAUUUUUAUUUAAAUCUUGUUGAUUGGUCAUCUCAAAAUGUUCUUAGCGUUGGCUUAGGUAGUUGUGUCUACUUGUGGUCUGCCUGUACCAGUCAGGUGACUAGACUGUGCGACUUGUCCAGUGAUGGUAAUAGUGUAACAUCAGUUGCUUGGAAUGAAAGAGGAAAUUUGGUUGCAGUUGGUACUCAUUUAGGGUACAUUCAAGUAUGGGAUGUAGCUGUGAGUAAACAAGUAAGCAAGCUACAAGGACAUAGUGCAAGAGUUGGAGCAUUGGCUUGGAAUGGUGAAGUUUUAUCAUCUGGCAGCAGAGACAGGUUAAUAUUGCAACGAGAUGUUAGAACUCCUUGUGUCGUCAGUGAAAGACGUUUGGGAGCACACAGGCAAGAAGUUUGUGGAUUAAAAUGGUCUCCAGAUAAUCAGUAUUUAGCCUCUGGUGGCAAUGACAAUCGUCUUUAUGUGUGGAACUUACAUUCUCUCUCACCAGUACAAACAUACACGGAACAUCUGGCUGCAGUUAAAGCUAUUGCGUGGUCUCCACAUCAUCAUGGUCUAUUAGCCUCUGGAGGUGGUACAGCAGAUAGAUGCAUCAGAUUUUGGAAUACAUUAACUGGUCAACCAAUGCAGUGCGUUGAUACUGGUUCUCAAGUUUGCAAUUUGGCUUGGAGUAAGCACAGCUCAGAACUAGUCAGUACACAUGGCUAUUCCCAGAAUCAAAUUUUGGUUUGGAAAUAUCCAAGUUUAACACAAGUUGCAAAAUUAACAGGACAUUCUUAUAGAGUUUUAUAUUUAGCAAUGUCACCAGAUGGUGAAGCUAUUGUAACUGGUGCUGGGGAUGAAACUUUGCGUUUUUGGAAUGUGUUCAGCAAAGCACGUAGUCAAAAAGAGAAUAAGUCUGUGCUGAACCUUUUUACUAGCAUUCGAUAAAUUUAUAUAAAUAAAUAAUAGGUUUAUGUGUAAUACACAUACAUACAUUCACUUAUACAUGUACAUAUAUACAUACAUAAUAUUACAAAUAAAAAUGUGUAUAUAUGUGCAUAUAUGCGUGCACGCACACAUACAUAAAUGAAAACAUAGUAUUCUGGAAAUUUACAUUAUGUGCAACAUAUAUAACAUAUAUAUAUAUACACAUACGUACACACAAAAUAAUUUACAAAUGUUUAGUUGCAAAUAAGGAU
Megachile rotundata (alfalfa leafcutting bee) is the source of this 2016-nucleotide messenger RNA. It is a transcript of the gene fzr, whose product is annotated as fizzy and cell division cycle 20 related. Lineage: Eukaryota; Metazoa; Arthropoda; Insecta; Hymenoptera; Megachilidae. The record is from RefSeq and is a predicted model, not a curated record. Gene Ontology annotation, biological process: positive regulation of anaphase-promoting complex-dependent catabolic process; anaphase-promoting complex-dependent catabolic process; positive regulation of ubiquitin protein ligase activity. Gene Ontology annotation, cellular component: anaphase-promoting complex. Gene Ontology annotation, molecular function: ubiquitin ligase activator activity; anaphase-promoting complex binding; protein binding.